GCUGAGGGUCACGUGGGCGCGGCCGCUCUCUAGGCCUGGGUUGGUCUCCCGGCGCGGGGUUUGGUGCCGCGGGGCUCCGGAGCCGCUCGCUCCGGACCGGGCUCACGAUGCGCGGCGGGCAGGGCGCUGUGGGAGCCCGGGUGCUCCAGUUCACCAACUGCCGCAUCCUGCGCGGAGGGAAGCUGCUCAGGGAGGACCUUUGGGUGCGCGGCGGCCGCAUCCUGGAUCCGGAGAAGCUCUUCUUUGAGGAGCGGCGCGUGGCCGACGAGCGGCGGGACUGCGGGGGCCGCAUCUUGGCGCCCGGCUUCAUCGACGUGCAGAUCAACGGUGGAUUUGGUGUUGACUUCUCCCAGGCCACGGAGGACGUGGGUUCGGGGGUUGCCCUGGUGGCCCGGAGGAUCCUGUCGCAUGGUGUCACCUCCUUCUGCCCCACCCUGGUCACUUCCCCACCGGAGGUUUAUCACAAGGUUGUUCCUCAGAUCCCUGUGAAGAGUGGUGGUCCCCAUGGGGCAGGGGUCCUCGGGCUGCACCUGGAGGGCCCCUUCAUCAGCCGGGAGAAGCGGGGCGCACACCCCGAGGCCCACCUCCGCUCCUUCGAGGCCAAUGCCUUCCAGGACUUGCUGGCCACCUACGGUACCCUGGACAAUGUCCGCAUCGUGACGUUGGCCCCGGAGCUGGGCCGUAGCCACGAGGUGAUCCAGGAGCUGACAGCCCGAGGCAUCUGUGUGUCCCUAGGGCACUCAGUGGCCGACCUGCGGGCGGCAGAGGAUGCUGUGUGGAGCGGAGCUGCCUUCAUCACCCACCUCUUCAACGCCAUGCUGCCUUUCCACCACCGCGACCCAGGCAUCGUGGGGCUCCUGACCAGUGACCGGCUGCCCGUGGGCCGCUGCAUCUUCUACGGGAUGAUUGCAGAUGGCACGCACACUAACCCUGCCGCCCUGCGGAUUGCCCACCGUGCCCACCCCCAGGGACUGGUGCUGGUCACCGAUGCCAUCCCUGCCCUGGGCCUGGGCAACGGCCGGCACACGCUGGGACAGCAGGAAGUGGAAGUGGAUGGGCUGACGGCCUACGUGGCAGGCACCAAGACGCUGAGCGGCAGCAUAGCCCCAAUGGACGUCUGUGUCCGGCAUUUCCUGCAGGCCACAGGCUGUAGCGUGGAGUUGGCUCUGGAAGCUGCAUCCCUGCACCCUGCCCAGUUGCUGGGGCUGGAGAAGAGUAAGGGGACCCUGGACUUCGGUGCUGACGCAGACUUCGUGGUGCUCGACGACUCCCUCCACGUCCAGGCCACCUACAUCUCGGGUGAGCUGGUGUGGCAGGCGGAGGCAGCCAGGCAGUGAGGAGGACCUCAGCUGAGAGCACGCCCGGCCGAAGCUGAAUGCCGUCGGGGCCGGGUGGUUGGGGAGCUGGACUCCAGGGAGCAAGCUGGGAGCCCUGCUGGGCUAAUGCCCAGGGCCUGUGCGGCCGCCCCGGAGGCGGUGGCUGGGAUAAACGUGUACCCAGUAGGAUUUGACUCGGCUCUGGGUUUUGCUUGUGUUCACACGUGGCACCGUUCCCGUUUGCCCUCCUGGGGAAGGCAUUGGAGGGCUGGGGCUCAGCCUGGGUCUUGUGGGCCUUGGUGGGGGACAGGGUCUGUCUGCAUGAGGUGGACCUGAGACUUGCAGGGCCCCGGAAAAUGUCACUGUGGGAGGGAGAGGGCAGCCAGUCAGAAGCUGGCACCGUGGGGUGAAGCCGCUGUAGGCUGCAGGUGGAGAGUGGGCAGGAAGGGGGGCCGGGCACAGGGGGUGUGGACAGUCAGGGAUUUGCUGUCUGCACCUGAGUUGGGUGUGCAGCGUGGAGUCCAUGGCCUACUUGUGGACUAGGGCACAGUGCCAGGUGGUCCGCUCUGACCUCCAGGAAGGAGGCUGUGCCUGGAACCCGUGUCCUCUGCUCCCUCGCCUGCCCAGCCCUCAGUGCCAUGAAUGACCUGCAUUCUGUCUCAACAACCCUGUCUCCUCACCCAUCCCCAGGCCUGGUGCUUGCCGGCCAUGGUGACCCUGCCUGGUGCUGGAGGGCAGUGUGGGAGACACCAGUGUGCCCUGCUCACCCCGUGUCAUCCUGCCAUCUUCCAUGUCCCCUUGGCCCUGAGACACACCCAUGAGGCCAGCACAGGCCGUGAGGCGCCCUGAACAGCUUCGAUGCGGGUGGGCUUUGGGAGCCUUCUGGCUUUGAGGACAGCCAUGAUGGCGCCAGACGUCAGGGACUGGUGCAGCCCCAGGUCAGGGGUGGUUGUCUUGACUUUCCAUUUGGGUUCUGGGGUGGGUGGCCCCAUUCCCCCUCACUUACAGGUGUUGUCCUGGGUGCAGGAGGUAUGCACCUGGCAUUGCCACUGUUCCUUCCCCUCUGCUGCAAAGCCCAGUUAAGGAAAUGUCUCCAGGUUCAGAGAUGAGGAUGGUCUAGGCUCCAGCUGUUGGAAGAGAACAACCAGGGAGGAGCCACCUGCCAGACAGGGCCUGGCCUGAGGGAGGGCCUGGGGUUGAUCUCAGCCCACAGCCCCAGAGGGUACAUGGGCACCCAGGAAAGCAGGCACCCGUUGUGGAUCCUGACCUCCUGGGAGGUGUGGGGUACAGGGAUACCUAGCUCUUCCUCGACAACCUUGCACCCCUCACGACGUGGCCACCCAGCGCCUGCCUGAGCUGGGCCUGGGAGAGGAGCUGUCUGCCCGGACUCCCAGGCAGGGAGAGCGAGGCGAGGUUCUCAGCGAUGUGUUUGAAGCUGAGCAGCACCUGUGCCCAGCUUGCUGGCUGUAGGCGAUUGCUGGCUGUAGGCGCUUGCUCAGCCAAAACCCAGAGCUGGCCUGUUAGUCGUCCCCACCUCAGACGGGGCACCCAGUCCCAGAGCUGGGGAGCUGUGGGCCAGCCUUUGGGCCGUGCCUGCCACAUUCCACUGACUAGCGCCUUACCUCUGUGGGUGGAGGGUUGGGGAGGGGAUGGCUGAGAUGGGUGGUCUGUAAGGUGACCCCAGAAACUGGGAGCUAGUCAUGAGUGGUGGGAGGGGGCCUGGGGUCAGGGUGAGUGAGCUAAGCCAGGGAGCUGCUGCCAGAGUUUGGAUUUUAUUUGAGGCAUGAGGGAAGCACUCUUGGUGGGUUUUGGUUUGCUUUUUAAAAAUUGUAAACUACAUACAACAAAAGUAACUAUCCUAA
Messenger RNA from Sapajus apella (tufted capuchin), 3178 nucleotides. It is a transcript of the gene AMDHD2, whose product is annotated as amidohydrolase domain containing 2. Gene Ontology annotation, molecular function: N-acetylglucosamine-6-phosphate deacetylase activity. The coding region runs from base 108 to 1337 and encodes 409 amino acids. Gene Ontology annotation, biological process: N-acetylglucosamine catabolic process. The record is from RefSeq and is a predicted model, not a curated record. The transcript has 11 exons. Lineage: Eukaryota; Metazoa; Chordata; Mammalia; Primates; Cebidae.